This is a messenger RNA of Mizuhopecten yessoensis (Yesso scallop), 2924 nucleotides long. RefSeq names its product zinc finger protein 850-like. The transcript is spliced from 2 exons. Bases 344 to 1438 code for a protein of 364 amino acids. Gene Ontology annotation, molecular function: DNA-binding transcription factor activity, RNA polymerase II-specific; RNA polymerase II cis-regulatory region sequence-specific DNA binding. Gene Ontology annotation, biological process: regulation of DNA-templated transcription. NCBI's taxonomy places the organism in Eukaryota, Metazoa, Mollusca, Bivalvia, Pectinida, Pectinidae. The record is from RefSeq and is a predicted model, not a curated record.
AACCUGUCCGUCAAAAGAGUCUGUCUUGAAGAUUGUGAUGAGGGUCUGGAAGUUUAUACUUAACAUCAUGUAAAGCAGAGUUUUGCGUACAGUUGUCAAGAAAUCAAGUGUAGGAAGACAGCAAAAUUAGUUUUGUCUAAACCGUUUUGACACAGAUGAAGUGAUACCCUUCUCCGCACGUGAAAUCUUCUCAUCUGACGGAUCGUUAAACCACAGAGCCGCUCGGUGAAAGUUUGUUUUUGGAUUUUUUUGUCGCUCAAGAAAAUAAUAAGGUAAAAAGAAAUCGAACUUUCUGGUGUUACACAUCUGACUUUGUCAAGUUUGGAGUAAGUGUCAUUUCGUCAUGGAGAUGGCACGCAUUCUAGAAAUACCGCGUUUCAACAAAUCCACAACACGUCUUGGGUCACCAGUCGAGAUAAAAGAAAGGAAGCGGGACCCAAUAAGACAGAUUCUGGACAGUUUGUGCGAAAAUUCGUCUAGAGAUUCAAAAAUUUCUGAAGAAAAUGCGGACAGUGCUUUUACACCUAUAAUUAAGAGUGGUGCUUCGCCCGAGUUCCUUCCUGAGAGAACUCAAAGUUUGUGUUAUGAUGCUAGACGGUCAAGCGCGCAUGCGUUAUCAUCAAUUCCCGUCCCCGCAUCUCGGACAUCGUUUCUUCAUCCAGCCUCCAUUUUGUCCAAAACGACAUUGACAUCUUUCUACAGUCAUGUGACAAAUAUGGCGCCAUGCCCGUCAACGCAUGCGUACUCACGUGACCCGUUGUAUUUACAAGAACUCUCGCGCAUGUGUCAUCAACAUCAACAAUAUUUAUUGAGUAAACAAUAUCCAGAUUAUAGACAACAGCCGCUACCGACUUCCUCGGUAGGUGGCGCUCUCACAAAUGGCACACAAUGGCUGCCAUGGCUGGAUGCUUCGUAUUUUCCCAAUUCAGCGCACGAGACAUCACGAGAUUUGGCCAUGAAACCCGAUAUCUCAACCAAGGCGUCAAGAAUACCGGUGUCGCCACCCAGGUACCAUUGUGAUGACUGUAAAAAGAGUUACUCCACGUAUGGCGGUCUGUCGAAACACAAACAAUUCCACUGUGUCACACACGUAAAGAAGGAAUUCAGCUGUAAAUUUUGUGGCAAAUCAUACGGCUCAUUGGGUGCACUAAAAAUGCACAUCCGGACACACACCUUACCAUGCAAAUGUAAACUUUGUGGGAAGGCCUUUUCACGCCCGUGGCUCCUUCAGGGCCACAUCCGGACCCACACGGGUGAAAAACCUUUCCGGUGUGAGCAUUGCGGGAGAGCCUUUGCGGAUCGGUCCAAUCUGAGAGCACAUCUUCAGACGCAUUCUGACGUAAAGAAAUACGCCUGUAAAAACUGUAAUAAAACAUUUUCCAGGAUGUCACUUUUGUCUAAACACCGAGAGAACAAUAACUGUAGCCUCCAUCGGUAGCUGAUUGGUUGAAAUCAGUUCAGUCAAGAUGGCGACCAGUAUACAAACAUUCUUUAUCAAAAUAAUGGGAUCAAGUUAUAUAUCAGUGUUUGUGUGAGCGUGUGAGGCGUAGUUAGCAGUAACGCUAGUGUAGAAUAAUCAAUGCAAAUUCAUUCCGAUUUAAUUUCAUGAACUGUGUAUGGCUUUAAACCUACAGCCUAAUGCAAGCGACACGUGUGACUGUUCAACAAGCGUUCUGUCACCACGUAGAGCUGUUUUAAGCCAAUCUGUAUUGACUGAAGCUUGGUCCAAGAUAGGAACACUACGCAUGCGCUUAAGGAUUACUGUACCAAUGCCAAAACUGUAACUGUGUAUUGGAAACUGUUUUCCCGGCAUGAUUAUAGAUCUGAUAAAUUAUUUCUGUAAAGAAAACCAUACAUUGGGGGACUUUUUUAGAAGAAGAAUUAAAAUGAAAUGAUCUUCGUUAAAAUAUAAGCAAAGGGGCUAGACCGGGAAGGGAACCCUGAAUUUCAGUUUGGUAUCUUUAGCCGACCUAGCCACCUAAUCAACGGAAGUCUAGUUGCCUAAAUGUGCUACCGUUAUAUCGAAAACGAAUUAAGGGGAGGUUACUGUAUAUACGUAAAUCCACAGUGCAGUGGGACAAAUAUCCUUAAUACACAAUUCCAGAAAGCGCCGUGUAAACACUGCAUUUAUGUGUCUAAUAUUGUUAAUGUAUCAAAUGAUGUGUCGUACGAAUAAUGUGACAAUUGACGUGUCGUACGAACAUUGUAUCAAAUGAAGUGUCGUUCGAAUAAUGUGUCAGUCAGUUAACGUGUCGUUCAAUAAUGUAUCGGAUGGUGUGUCAUACGAAGAGUGUGCCAAUUGACGUUUCGUUCGAACGAUGUAUCAAAUGACGUGUCGAACGAACAAUGUGUCAUUUGACGUGUCGUUUGAAUAAUGUAUCAAAUGACGUGUCGUACGAACAAUGUAUCAAAUGACGUGUCGUCCGAACAAUGUAUCAAAUGACGUGUCGUAUAAGCAAUGUGUCAGUUUAUCUGUCGUUUGAACAAUGUAUCGAACGACGUGUCGUGUAAACAAUGUGCCAAUUGCGCAAUUUGGACGUUUGACAAAUAUAUUCAUUGAGUGUCUAAUGCGCGGAUCGUGCUGAAACACACGUGUGCUUAUUCUGGUUAAUGCGUUAAAUAUAUCGUGUGCAAAAAUGUGCUGAAUUUUAACUAUACUUGUCAUAAUAAGAACAUAAAUAUAGUGCGGAGACGCGUGAAAUAUGCGUUUAGCUGUAUGUUUGAAAAAUAUUGCAAAUGUGGUGAUGUGCUCAUCUUGUAUUUAUAUUUUUGCUGUGAAUUAUUUUUAAAUACACAAACAAAUUUUGCAAUGUUUCAUAAAGCAGAUGUACUGUAUAAUAAACUGAUUUGAUAGUUUAAUAAAAUAUAUAUUUUUGCAGUGAGUGUUCAAAGAGUAUUUAUUAAUGAUAUACAGGUUGUUAGUU